GAAAAGCGCACGAGAUUUCCCGUGGGAAAACGGGAGCCCCCAGUGGCCGGAGGGUCCUCAAGGCUCCUGAGGCCGGUGAGCUCGCCUGCCUGCCUGCCUGCCUGCCUGCCUGCCGCUAGACUGUCCUCCGACCUACUGUGCCGAGGGGGAGUGACCCGCUUGCUCACUGAGGGAGGCGGACUUGCGCUGGGGCCUAGGGAGGCUCGGGGGCCUUCCCAGAGGCGGUGUCCCCGAGGCACCUCCAUCCAUUCGCUGGACGAAAUUGGUAGGCACCCAGGGUGCGCCAAAUCCCGGGGAGCCUGUGACCCUGUGCUAGACGUGUGCAAGGGUUCCUAAGGCUACGUCCCAAAAGGCUGCGUCCACCACGCUGAAGCUGAGGCCGAUAUCUGUGCCCACCUGACGACCCUCAGGCUCGGGGUCUCCUCACGCGCCGCCGACGGCCGGGGCCGGACUACAAGUCCCAGUGGCCCCCGCGCGCCGCCGCGUCGCCAGCGGACUACAUGUCCCAGCGGCCCCCGCGGCGGCGCGGCAGUGAAUCAGAGGCGCACAGUAAAUAUUUGGAUUCGCCGGAGCCGGCUCGCUAAUGGUGGACGCGUGAGGCCGAGCAGCGCGGCGGGCGGCGGCGGCGGCGCCAUGUCCGUCAACAUGGAUGAGCUCAAGCACCAGGUCAUGAUCAACCAGUUCGUGCUGACGGCGGGCUGCGCGGCCGACCAGGCGAAGCAGCUGCUGCAGGCGGCCCACUGGCAGUUCGAGACGGCCCUCAGCGCCUUCUUCCAGGAGACGAAUAUCCCCUACAGUCACCACCACCAGAUGAUGUGCACUCCUGCCAACACCCCCGCCACGCCCCCCAAUUUCCCGGACGCUCUCACCAUGUUCUCCCGGCUCAAGGCCUCCGAGAGCUUCCACAGUGGCGGCAGCGGCAGCCCGAUGGCCGCCACGACCACGUCACCCCCUCCACACCUUCCCCACACGGCCAGCGGCAGCUUCGCAACCCCUGGCUGGCCCUUGGCCACCUCGCCCCCGGGAGGGACGCCGCACCCGCCGCCGCACCCGCCCCUCUGGACUCCUACAGCCCCUGCCCCGGCGUCAGACCGGCCACCCCUGGCCCCCCAGCAGGUCGCUUCAGAACCGAGGGCCCACCCCACCAUGGAGGCCGAGAGAUAAGGGAGGCCCCUCCCCCUCCCCGGGGCCAGGACCCCGUGGGGCGGGGAGAGGACAUCUCUGCGGGACCCCUGCACCCUCGGUCCCUGGAGCCCCAGAGGAGAUGCCAGCCAGGUGCAGUGUGUAGUGGCUCCGGGCACAUAGGGUGGCGUGGGCUGGCAACACCCACCUUGCAUGGAUGUGGCUCGGGCCACAGGACAGAACCCGAGAGGAACGGCCUGCCCGCCCGCCGCUGGGCCACCCGGAGCUCUGGGGCUUGGAGCCUCGCAUGUGUGUGUGCAGCCUGUAUUUAUGCGUGUGUCGCUCUUCAAGACGCCUAGUGUGGGGGCAGCCGGACUUUGCAUGUUAGAGUGAGCCCCCAGCCCCUGCCCGCAGCCCCGCUCCCCUCGACGGCCAGCCUUGCUCUUCCCUGCAGAGGAUUGUGGGAAACUCCAGGACCUUUCCCUCUCAUUCCUCAGUGCCUGCCUGCUGGGGUUGCCCGCAUGCCUCCCCCAGAGCCCUGGGGGCUCCCCAUGCCCACCCCUCCCCCUUUGCAACAAAGGAGAAGAAAGUUCCCACCCACCACUGGCUCUGUGGUCUUGCCUGGGAUCCUGGGCCAGCUGGAGCAGGAGGGCACCCCUGACCCCCCUGGCUUCACGUUGCCAUCUUGCUGUCUCUUCCCUCCUGUCUUUUAAACUGUCACCAGGGCUGUCGCUGCUAGCCACUGCUCCCAGCACCAAUUUUUCCUUUUUUUUUUUUUUCUCCUAUUUUAUUUGGUAGGACAAAGAAAUUGAGGGAAGGGGGAAAUAAUGGGGAGAGAAAGAUACCUGCAGCCUUGUUUCACCGCUCAUGAAGCUUUCCCUUGCAAGUGGGGGGCUGGGGCCUUGAACCCACAGCCCUUGUGCAUGGCAGUGUCUGCACUCAACUGGGUGCACCACCAUCCGCCCCUUUCACUAUCUCUACUAUAUGUUCUGGAACCUCCCUGCCACCCAGACCUUUCCCAGGAAGUUAGUGUUCCCAGUCCUGGCCUUGGAGGCAGCCUGGAUUUCACUCAGGACUUUCCUCCUGUGGGCCCCAGUGGGGACCCUCCAGCCAGUGUGCCAGGGGUAGGGGUGAGGGUGAGGGAGACAGUGACAGCUGGACAGAGUCCACCCAACUUGCAGCCCAGUGUUGUGGGCAACACUGAGAUGGGCCAGCCAGGGUGGUGGCUGGUAGAGACACGCUGGACCACCACCUUGCCCAUACCAGGAUAGAGGUCUGGGGGCAGUCAAGGGAGAAGGCAGCUUGGGUCUUUGCAGUGCCCGGUGCAGGCCUGCCAGGCUCCCCUUUGGAAGUCCCCGCCCACGGCCCUGUUCUGGCUCCCAGGAGGCCCCUGACCUGACCUGUUGGAUGGGACAUGAGCAGCCAGAUCUCUCCAUCCUUCUGGGGAGCAGUAGUCUCAGGAAGGCCACAUCCUCUGUGUUUGUGGAAAGGCACUGACUGAGGCAAGUGCCUGGGUCCUCCUGGCCAGCUGGUCACCAGGAUCCCUGGAGUCAGAGCCGGGAAGCGCCAUGAGUUUGUGCUCCUGGAGGCAAAGGGAGGCUGCACCCAGCAGGCGAGCUGCACUUGGCCUCUGGGUGCCGCCCACAGCCCAGCGGCACCACCACUGGGAGCGUGAGUCUCCACUCCAGCUCCACUUGGAGAAACGGUCUCAGCUUCUUCACUCAGUCGGAUCUGUGGGAGCAGGCAAAGCCCACGUUCUUGGGUGCCACCAGGGCUGGGUCUGGAGGUGGGGGGAAUUGGAGGUUCUGGGUGUCCAACCUGGGAGCUGCUUUUAUUGGGCCUGGUAUUUCUCUGCCUGGAGGUCCCUAUCCAGUGCCAGGAACACCCCCACUGACAUCAGAAAUGUUCAAGCCCCAACCCUGGACCCCCGUCCCCAUGGCUGAUGUGUGGAGAACCUCCCGGCCACCACGCCAGCAAAGCAGGGACUCCCGGGGGGAGCCCUAAGAUGUUCCACACACCCCAAGAUCCAGGUGCUCAACUUGUGAAUAAACUGAGAUCCACUUGACUG
Erinaceus europaeus (western European hedgehog) is the source of this 3190-nucleotide messenger RNA. It is a transcript of the gene UBALD1, whose product is annotated as UBA like domain containing 1. The coding region runs from base 634 to 1164 and encodes 176 amino acids. The transcript is spliced from 3 exons. Gene Ontology annotation, molecular function: protein binding. NCBI's taxonomy places the organism in Eukaryota, Metazoa, Chordata, Mammalia, Eulipotyphla, Erinaceidae. The record is from RefSeq and is a predicted model, not a curated record.